Messenger RNA from Rhinichthys klamathensis goyatoka, 621 nucleotides. RefSeq names its product legumain-like. The coding region runs from base 79 to 621 and encodes 180 amino acids. Gene Ontology annotation, molecular function: cysteine-type endopeptidase activity. The record is from RefSeq and is a predicted model, not a curated record. The transcript is spliced from 9 exons. Gene Ontology annotation, biological process: vacuolar protein processing. Lineage: Eukaryota; Metazoa; Chordata; Actinopteri; Cypriniformes; Leuciscidae.
AGCACCAGAAAUCCACAGGACAGGCACACAGGAACACCUGAUACUCAACACAGACUUAACUUUAAAAAGACUCAAGAAAUGACUGGGAAAAAAUGGAUUCUCCUUGUCUCCGGCUCAAAGGGCUGGGAACAUUACAAACACCAGGCCAAUGUGUGCCUUCAUUAUCAGCUUAUCAAGAGACAUGGAAUUCCUGAUGAGCAGAUUGUGGUGAUGAUGUAUGAUGACAUCGCUUACAAUCCAAAAAACCCAGAAAAUGGACAAAUUAUCAGUGUAGUUGAUGAUUCAAACGUGUACCUAGGCGUUCCAAAGGACUACACUGGAAAGCAUCUGACCCCAGAUAACUUCCUGGCUGCUCUUCGAGGGGAUAAGAGCACGGGCAAAAAAGUCAUUGACAGUGGACCCGAUGACAACAUAUACGUCUACAUGUCCGGUUUGGGAAAAGAAGGUUCGCAACAUGAAGGCGCGUUUAAGUUUCUUCAGAAAGCACUUUCUCCUGAUGCUUUCAUGGACACGCUCAAGAGCAUGCAAGAGGGCAAAAAAUUUUCAAAGAUGGUGAUAUUCAUGGAGAGCGAUUACUCUGCAACGAUGUUCACAGACUUUCCCAAGGGUGUAGACGGUUGA